Messenger RNA from Pelagomonas calceolata, 1744 nucleotides. NCBI's taxonomy places the organism in Eukaryota, Pelagophyceae, Pelagomonadales, Pelagomonadaceae. The record is from the annotation of a GenBank genome assembly.
UAGCUAAUGGCAGCCCCAAGCCACCACGCAAGCUCCCUGUGGCCCAGAAGUCAUCACCGGCGCUGUACGCCAUCGCUGCGUUCGUACGCGGUCGGCCCGCAGCGUAAAUUUGAACCGCGGUCGGCCCGCACCCGACAAGUGCCCGGAGAGCUGCCACACACUCCAAUGGCCAGCUUCACCCAGAAGACGAACCCCUACAAGCACCUCAGCGGAAGGGAAACCACGCUCUUAACCCACCUCCAGCCGGCCACACCAAGUAUAGCCGCGUCCGACGCCUUCUACGCGGUACCCUAUCGGAGCGGCGGCGGCGGCCCAGUGUACAUUGGGCGGCUCGAUCAAACAAGUAAAGUAGAGCCGGCGGAGGCCCUCUCAAACUGCGUCCAGGGCCACAAGGCCGAAGUCAAAGCCGUCGCCUUCUCGCCCUUCCAUUCCGCUCUAUUAGCGACGGGCGGCGAGGACUGUAGGGUGAGAAUCGCGGCGAAUGUCGAGGACCCGUCGAAGGAAUCGCUGGAGGUCGGCGCCCACGGCUCCGGCGUCCGCUGUUUACAGUUCCAUCCCGCCGCGGAGCACGUCUUGCUCUCGGCUUCAAAUGAUGGAAGCUGGGCGACGUGGGACGUCGCUUCGGAACUGAAUCGGGCCGCUUCCAUUCAUACCGGUAAGCUUGAUGCUGCUGUCACGCACGUGGACUGGAAUCGGUCGACGUUCGCGGCGUCGUGUCGGGAUCGAACGCUCCGAUGUGUGGAUGUGCGGACGGGGGCGGUGGCGUGGUCGUCCGUGCCGCACGGCGGCGCGCGGGCGUUCCGCGCGGUCUUCGCCUCUAGAAUCGAGCAUUGCGUAUUGUCCGUCGGCUCCGCGACGUCGGGCGGCCGCGAGGUGUCGCUAAUUGACGUGAGGAAGCCCGACGCCGUCGUCGCUCGAGCGGUGAUUGACGCGCAAUCUGGUGAUGUUUUAUCUCACUGGGACGAGGAUUCUGGAUUAUUAUGGUGCGUCGGCCGCGGCGAUAGGGUUAUGAGACGCUUCGAGUGCACCUCCUCUGCCAUAACUCAAGGCGCGACGUGGCGGUCGGAGCAGGCCGCCUGUACCUCAUUCUGCGCGCUGCCCCACAAGCUGAGGGACGUCAUGGACCUCGAGGUCUUCAAGUGCUUAAGAUUGACCACUUCCACAGUAGAUACGGCCUCGUUUCGGGUCGUAAGGACCGAGGACCACAAAGCCUUCUUCAACGACGACAUUUUUGGAGAGACGCGCUCUAGGUUCCCUUCCACCACAGCCAAGCGCUGGGCCGCCGGCGAGUGCCCUCCGUCAUUGACGGAGUCGUGCCAGCCUUUGGGCACGAAGUUGUUGUCGGAGCGCGUGGUCGAGAGGAAGGUCUUGAACACGGUCGUCGUCAACGAGCGCCGGGCCUCGGAGAAGGAAGAUCGCGCCAAGGACGACGCGGCGAUUGAUAGAUUGGCGCAGCUCGCCGACCAGUUUGCGAACGCGAACGUGAACCUGUCCAUGGGUGGCAAUGGUGUGGAUGCCCAGGUGCAGGAUACUGGUGAUGUGGAGAGCGACGAGUGGGACGACUCCGAUUGAUUCUCUUGCCCCCGCUCCUGCUCCUGCUCCUUUGCUCUUGCUGCGCUUGUUAACGCGCGCGGGGGCCUGAGACGGGGCCUGCAGGGCCGCAAGACGGUGCGGGCACUUGUCCUCGAGGGAAAAGUGUGGUGCGUGUCAGCACGCCACCGCCGCGACUAAGUGAAUGUGAAAA